AUGGACGGCUUCCGCUCCGGUGGGUACCAAGCCUUGGUGGAGGACUUGGCAGUGGACAGCUUUGGCAGCUGGGGCGACCGGCUGCUGUUGGACCUCCUGGGAAUCCAGGAGUGCAUGCUGGACUUCCGGCAAAAGGCCAAGAAGCUUGCGGAAGAGUAUCAGGAGCAACAGCAGAGCUGGUGGCGCAGUGAAAGCCUGCUACGCCCGCAAGUCGUAAGCGUGGCCGAGAUUGACAUCAGAGCUGGCGAUUUUCAG
Messenger RNA from Symbiodinium sp. CCMP2592, 255 nucleotides. NCBI's taxonomy places the organism in Eukaryota, Dinophyceae, Suessiales, Symbiodiniaceae. The record is from the annotation of a GenBank genome assembly.